CCACCGGUGGCGCCCUUUCUCCGCAUAAUCCAAUACACCCAUGGCAUAAUCUCCAAAGUGUCUGCCAUUUACUAAAACGAGUCAGGUGUGCGUAAAGAGAACGUUGUACGGGAUUUGCGCAGUCAAACACGGAAGGGGGGUACUGGAUUCGUAACGUUACGUUACGUAGCUACUUUUUCACUGGGAGAAAUAUCCGAGGGGAUGGGCCAGAUUCUGUGGAAAUGCUGCCUCCGUUUAGCUGCUAUCCGUGCUGGGCUUCGGGAGUUGUCCGGCUGAUGGCACACACAAGCUACUGGCUUAAAGGGGAGAAUCGAAGGGCUCAUCUUGUUUCUCAAUCCCGAGGCACUCGUACCCUUCUGUAGAUAGAAAUCAUCAUGCCGAGCUCCAAUGGAGGGACGUGAAAACGACCCGCACUCCGUGAACUGCCACAGCCGACGACGUGUUGCAAUUAAGCGGAGAACCAAGAAGCCGUCAGUGUCCAGCGGUUUGAAAAAGGAUCGUGUCAUUAAUAACGCACUUUGGUGGCAUGUGUGUCAGGUUUGCCAUAACCGAGGAAGCUCCAGCUCUUUAAUUUCUCUGGAUCCAUUUAUCCUCCCGUUGUAAUUACGUUUUGUACAGUUAUUAUAAUUCUAUCGGUGAGACGUUUGUGAAUUCAUCUCCCCAACCCUGAGCCGGUGUCGGGGAGAUCGGGGCUGACGCGGCUCGGCAGUCGGAAGGAUAUGGGAGAGCGAGCGGAACCGAUGCAGUGGGUCUUGGCAAGGCAUCGUCAAAAUACAGGGCAGUGAUGCCUGGCAUGGUGAUGUUUCGGCGGCGCUGGUCAGUUGGCAGUGAUGACCUGGUGCUGCCCGCCCUCUUCCUCUUUUUAUUGCACUGCAUCUGGUUGGUGGUUCUGUCUGUGGUUCUGUUCGGCGUCCCCUAUGGCUCAGAACAGUCCUGUUCUGUAACGCUGGUGGACCAUGGCCGAGGGUACCUGGGCAUCCUGGUCAGCUGCCUUAUCUGUGAGAGCGCCAUCAUGUGGUUGAGCAUGAGAGGCAGCAUUCUGUACACACAGCCCAGGGAAGCUGUGCAGUAUGUCAUCUAUAUACGGCUCGCUAUUCUGCUGGUCGAGCUAGUAUAUGCUGUGGUGGGAAUUGCCUGGCUUCUCCAGUAUUACCAGCCAUGCUCUGAUGUCACUGCCAAAAACCUGGCUUUGGGAAUCGUUGCGUGCAACUGGCUAGUGAUAUUCAGCGUUUGCAUUACCCUCAUGUGCACCUUUGAUCCUACGGGUCGGACUUUUGUCAAACUGAAAGCCACCCGUCGGCGUCAGCGCAACCUCACUACGUACACUCUCAGACACCGGCUAGAGGAAGGACAAGCCAGCAGCUGGAGCAGGAGACUUAAGUUCUUCAUGUGCUGCACAAGAGCCCAGGAUACCCAAUCAGAUGCGUAUUCAGAAGUGGCCAGCCUUUUUGCAGAGUUCUUCAGAGACCUGGACAUUGUGCCUAGUGAUAUUAUUGCUGGCCUGGUACUUCUCCGCCAGAGGCAGAGGUCUAAGAGAUCUGCUAUCCUGGACCAGGCCAACAAUGACAUUUUAGCCUUCUUAUCUGGAAUGCCUGUCACUCGUAAUACUAGAUACCUGGACCUUAAGAACUCGGCCGAGAUGAACAUGUACAAGGAUGUCUGUUAUUACAUGCUCUUUGCCCUGGCUGCAUACGGUUGGCCCAUGUACCUAAUGAGGAAGCCUGCCUGUGGGCUGUGCCGCCUCGCCAGCUCCUGCCCCUGUACCUCAGUGUCUGGCUCUCGGUUGUCUCAGUCUGUGACAGUGGAGGAGGACAAUUGUUGCGGCUGUAAUGUUUUGGCCAUACGGAGACACUUCCUGGACAGGGACCUCAAGCAGGUUCAGAUUGUCUACACUUCCUGCCACGAUGCUGUUUAUGAGACUCCGUUUUUUGUGGCAGUGGAUCAUGCGAAAAAAAAGGUUGUCAUCAGUAUCAGAGGAACCCUAUCACCAAAGGACGCCUUGACUGAUCUGACGGGGGAUUCUGAACGUUUGCCUCUAGAGGAGCAGCACGGGACCUGGCUUGGCCACAAGGGGAUGGUUUACUCAGCAGAAUACAUUAAGAAGAAACUGGAGCAGGAAAUGAUCUUGUCACAAGCCUUUGGAAGAGACUUGAACAAGGGCACAAUGCACUAUGGGCUGGUCAUAGUUGGGCAUUCUCUCGGUGCAGGCACUGCUGCUAUCCUCUCCUUCCUGCUGAGACCUCAGUACCCCACACUUCACUGCUACUCUUACUCUCCCCCUGGUGGCCUUUUUAGUGAGGAUGCCAUGGAGUACUCCAAAGAGUUUGUCACAUCUGUGGUAUUAGGAAAAGACCUUGUACCGAGGCUUGGCCUGUCACAACUGGAGGGUUUCCGACGCCACCUUCUGGAAGUCUUGCAGAAAAGUAACAAGCCAAAGUGGAGGAUCAUUGCGGGAGGCACCAAAUGCAUUCCGAAAUCAGAGCUUCCAGUGGAGGAUGAGGAUCCUCAGUCUCAGCCAGCAGCGCCCCCCAGCAGUCGCCUGUGGCUUCACCCCAGUGACCUCAGCAUUGCCCUUUCAGCCUCCACCCCCCUCUACCCUCCUGGCAAGAUUAUCCACGUGGUGCACAACCAUCCCCCAGAGACAUGCUGUGGCCAGGAGGAGCCAACCUACUCAGCUCUGUGGGGGGACAACAAGGCCUUCGAUGAGGUUAUCAUAUCACCCGCCAUGCUUAAUGAGCACAUGCCCCACAUGGUGAUGGAGGGCCUUAACAAGGUGCUGGAAAACUACAACAAAGGGAAAACCGCUUUGCUGUCAGCAGCCAAGAUCAUGGUGAGCCCCACAGAAGUGGACUUGAACCCAGAGAACAUGUUCGUGGAUACAUCAACAACUUCUCAGCAGCCAACGCCUACAACCCACCACCGCAGGAACAGUAGUGUUCGAGCAGUUGCAACGUAUGGUAGUAUUCAAUUCCAACCUCACCCCCUCUGGCUUAGCCCCUGUCCAAAUUCGUGUGCCCAGUCUGAAAUAUCUCUGGAUGGUUUCUCUGAGUGCCCUCCUCCCCCAGUGCCUGUAGUGCUGCGUGGAGCACGGGAGCGCCUGGCAGUGGAGCUGAGGGACCGCAAAGCACCUCUGGCUGUCAUGGAGAGUCUCUCAGAUGCCGAAUCCCUCUAUAGUCUGGAUUCCCGACGCUCCUCAGCUGCGCUGAGAGGUUCACCAAUGCUGAGUUGUCUCCCUUUCCCUUUGGAUGCCCCGAUCCCUGAGGAGAACCCGUCUCUCAGCUCUCGCACUGAACUACUGGCUGCUGACUGCCUCUGCCAGGAAACGCCAGAGCACCUGGGUGAGGUUGGGCCCUUCUUUACCCCACUGGAAUCCAGAUCCACCCCGGAUUACCCCAUGCGGCUGUCUCCAGCCACACCUCGCUACAGUGGACACCAUUCUCCAGCUCUGCUAAACCAGAGCGCCUUGGCUCAGCCGUUUAAGCCAGAGCCUAACGUCAACCGAAAAAUGCUUCCUGACGGGGAUCACCAACAGAUGCCUGGUGUCUACAGCCCAGGGAGCACUCCUAACACUCCCCUCAGCCCACAAAUUGGUUCGAGACCAAUGGAUAGAGAAAAUGAAGAUUGGGAGCUGGAGACAGCAGAGAAACAGUUAAGUGCAGAGACCAGACCAGCAGCUUUUACUCCUCCACCCCAACUAUCCAAUGGAAACCCCAGCCAGGCAGUGCUGGAGUUCGCCCAGUACUUAGACUCUCUAUUCAGACUGGACGGCAGCAGCUCACCGCCUCUGGAGCUGUCUGACGGGGAGUCAGAGUCGGGCCGGGGCUCCUUCGGGCAGGGUGAGUGUCUCGGAGAUGGACAGCUGUUGGAUGACAAACAACUUCUGGCCAGAGCAACACUGGAGCCUAACCUUGUCCCCAAGCCCCCACGCACUUUUGCUGGAUCUGCUGACCCCUCUUCGGGCAUCUCUUUGUCACCCUCCUUCCCUCUUUCGUCGUCUGAGGAGCUCAACGACCUUUCCCCCGCCGAGGGCGCCCUGCCAGCCAUGAACUCCCUACGAACAUCUAGCCCUUGCCACUGUCCUGAAGAGAACACACUGUCAUCUAUGGUGUAGUGUGCUCCCAAGACUCUAAUGUCCUUUGCUCUAAAUUGAGAGGUGCAGUCAUCCAAAAUUUUAAACAUAUCACAGUACAUGCAUGCGAUGGAAUGCAGCCACUCAUCAGAGAUCCAAUGACAGAAAUUGACUGACCAACUCACAAACUAUUUCCAUUCUUCAGGUGCCCCCGGUGAAUGCUGUUUAUAGCAUUUUCACACUAUUGCAAUGACUAAGAUAAAAAAGAUACCUCUCUCUGCAUGCCAGGGGGCUGUACUGCUUUUAGGUGAAUAUAAUUAACUGUAGCUUCACAAUACCAUUCCAAAACAAUGUUGUCUCACCCACGUAGAGACGCAUCAGCAUUACAUCAAAUCCCUGACUUAACAAAAUCAAAGGGAGAAUACUUAACUGAGCAGGGAUUCAAAAACUAACACUGUAGAAGAGGUUAGCAUAGGCACAUCAUCUGGGUUGAUGUACUGUACAACUUCCUGCACCACUCAGCAGCUCCGGAAAUCUUGUCCAGCUUUUGUUUCAUUUUAUUUUUUCAAAUCAGGAAUGUGAAGAUGGACAUAUUCAUCACUCAAUAGAAGUGAGAAGACAUUAUGAAAUGUUCCUCAGGUCUAUAAAGAAUUGACUUUGAGAAAGAGAGUAAGUGUGUUACAUUGGUGAGAAUUCAUGUGUCUUAAAAGAUUUUAGUGAUUGUGACAAAGUUAUUACAGACGCCUAUGGAUGUUUUUGAGUCUUUUGGUUACUCUUUAUAGUGCAUGAAGUUUUUUUAUUUAUUUAAUUUUAAAGAGACAUUGUCAAUAAUCCACUUAGAUUGACAUUUGGAUACUCUUGCACACAUCAUAUUGCUCAAUUAACCCCCCUUUGCCAAAAAAUGUAAUACAUUGUAUGCCAAAUGUAUUUAUGAGAUGUAGUUUUGUAUAUGUAAAUGGAUAUUGCUUUACUUAAACACAAGCUAAGUUCAUUAUUUCCUUCCCAUUCUGUUUGUUUCCAUGUAGACUGUUACACAGCAACACCACAGAAAAGAUGCCACCCUGACCUUAAAACACUGCCAUGGCUUUCAUUGGGAAACCUCUGUACCUUGGGUUUGAUAUAAUAAUGCACUUGGUAAUAGUUGUCCUAGUCUCAUAGCUACUGUACCUUACUCUUUGGAGAGCUCUUAGCAAUGUGUCCAGGUCAGGGUCUGCAUGCGUUAUGCAUUACAGAGUAGCAUGGAUGGUAUAGAACAAGUCUUGUCAUUAAGUCCCAGUAAAUAAGCUCUAAACCUGUUCAGGCAUGAUAAUAUAUGUAAACGCAAACCUCAUAGAGGCUUUUAAAAUGCCCGGGUCACCAGACAGGACCAAACUGUGUAUUCUAAAAGUGUCCCCAGGAUAUCAUCUCUCUUGUUCUCAAGGUGCUCUCAGUCAUUUUGGACAUCAAGGUGUUUGCUUCCCUUUAAUGCGGUUCAUCUCAAACAUCCUUGAGGUUGGACUGAAUGAAUAAAUGGGCUUGAAAUUCACGUAUGGCAAUUCUGAAUAAUGUACGUGGCAUACAAUCUUCCAUAUCACUCUGGGUGUAACAGGUGGCUCAUAAUUUGCAUUAUUUAUUACCGUUAAUGUUAUCACUUUUAUUGCUAUAUUUGAUGGUAUUAUUAUCAUUAUUGCUCUUGCAACAGAUUGGUUUGAUGUCAGUGGUUUUUAUCUCAGUUUUUUGGGACAGUGUGGGGAACUUUUUAGACUUUCCCAAAUGUAAGAAGUUAUAUAUUUCAGCUUUUUUUCUGUCCGAGUGGAAAAGUAUUUGACAUUCUGCCAUAGCAUGGUGAGAAUAUGCUCUUUUUACAAAUGUUUCAUAGUGGUGAGACAUGCUGCAAAGUGACAUCCUGCUCACAGUGACCUUUGGUGCAUUGCCACCGUCAAGCCUGGAGUUACUAUAGUGGUCUGCACAGUCCCUCUAUUUGGAUUUAGAUUUGCUGUGAUUACUCACAGCUGACAGUUCCAGCUAGUUUACAGUCUGACACUACUCAAAUCAUGCUGCCAGUCCCAGUAGACUCUCACAAGAUACACUAAGGUAGGGCCAGCAAUUUCGUAUGGUCCGUAGCUUUGCUUGCAGCUGUUCAUACACAGAAACACUGAAAGAAAGCACUAUAAUACUUUCCACCAUGAUGUGUACAGCACCAUGUUCUAUGUGUAAUUAUUUAUGCAGAUGUCUAAAAAAAUACCAAUAGAGUCAUGUAAAAAACAACUAUAUAACAAUAAGGAGAUAAUGACUAUAUUAAAAGAUAUCAGUUUUGACAUAUAGAAAAAAAUAGUUCAUCUGAAAGUUAUUUAUUCAAACUAUUGGCAGAUUUGCAAAUUGGUCUAUAUUGAAAGAAUAAUUCAACUAUGUCUUGUCCAUGUUUACCUGGUUUGCUUCCCUUCCUUUCCUGCCCCACAAUGAGAAUGUAUUAAAUCCCUCCCCCUCACUGCCCUGUCUGUAAUGGAAUAAACUACAAACCAUGGAAAUAAC
Messenger RNA from Perca fluviatilis (European perch), 6580 nucleotides. RefSeq names its product diacylglycerol lipase, alpha (gene dagla). Gene Ontology annotation, biological process: lipid metabolic process. The record is from RefSeq and is a predicted model, not a curated record. NCBI's taxonomy places the organism in Eukaryota, Metazoa, Chordata, Actinopteri, Perciformes, Percidae. The coding region runs from base 785 to 4111 and encodes 1108 amino acids. Gene Ontology annotation, cellular component: dendrite membrane; postsynaptic membrane. The transcript has 21 exons.